AUGGGUAGUGAUCAGUCUUUGGUGUCUACACUCAUGGCGAAAUUAUCUGCUACUUUUAGAAUUCGUGACUUGGGAGUUCCGGGUUUCUUUUUGGGAAUUGAAACAGUUCAUUUGGAUGGUAGCAUGCUGCUCUCUCAGAAGCGUUAUAUGACGGAUAUCCUGAAGCGUGCUGGUAGGACUGACUAUAAGUUGUUGGCAACUCCCAUUCCUGUGUCACGUCCUGUUGUUGAAUCGACAGAUCUUUAUGCAGAUCCCACGAGAUACAGGAGUUUAGCUGUUGCGCUACAAUAUCUCACUGUGACUCGUCAUGACUUGUCCUACGCUAUUAAUUUGCUUUGUCAACACAUGCAUACUCCGACGGUGGCUCACUGGGCUCAGCUUAAGCGAGUGCUACGGUAUGUUAAGGGGACUUUACAUUAUGGUUUACGGCUGCGUAAGUCCUCUAACACUGAUAUUCAUGCUUUUUCUGAUCCGGACUAG
Molecule: messenger RNA, 480 nt
Organism: Ipomoea triloba (trilobed morning glory)
Lineage: Eukaryota; Viridiplantae; Streptophyta; Magnoliopsida; Solanales; Convolvulaceae
Exons: 1
Coding region: 1-480 (159 amino acids)
Source: RefSeq, a predicted model, not a curated record